UUGCAGCCUUUGAAGUAAAUUUUAUGGAUGAUGUAGGACAGACGUUGCUAAAUUGGGCAUCAGCAUUUGGAACCCAGGAAAUGGUAGAGUUCCUUUGUGAAAGGGGAGCUGAUGUUAACAGAGGUCAGCGGUCAUCAUCUUUGCACUACGCAGCGUGUUUUGGCAGACCCCAGGUAGCAAAGACACUGUUACGACAUGGUGCAAACCCAGACUUGAGAGAUGAAGAUGGAAAAACUCCUUUAGAUAAAGCUCGUGAGCGGGGACAUAGUGAAGUUGUAGCAAUCUUGCAGUCUCCAGGUGAUUGGAUGUGUCCUGUCAAUAAAGGAGAUGACAAGAAAAAGAAAGAUGCUUGCAAAGAGGAAGAGGAAAAUAGUGAACCCAAAGGAGAUCCAGAAAUGGCACCCAUUUAUUUGAAGAGAUUGUUACCUGUAUUUGCACAAACUUUCCAGCAAACUAUGCUUCCUUCAAUAAGGAAAGCUAGCCUUGCACUCGUUAGGAAGAUGGUACAUUACUGUUCAGAAGCACUGCUGAAAGAGGUCUGUGAUUCUGAAGCUGGCCACAAUUUACCUACUGUCCUAGUGGAGAUCACAGCAACUGUCCUUGAUCAGGAGGAUGAUGAUGAUGGACACUUACUGGCCUUGCAGAUUAUUCGAGAUCUUGUAGAUAAAGGUGGUGACUUGUUCCUAGAUCAACUUGCCAGGCUUGGUGUAAUCAAUAAAGUAUCUACUUUGGCAGGUCCUACUUCUGAUGAUGAAAAUGAGGAGGAAUCUAAGCCUGAAAAGGUGAGAUUUCUGAACGAGGAUGAGCCUCAAGAAGAUGCGAAAGAACUGCAUCAAGGAAAGCCGUAUCACUGGAGAGACUGGUCAAUUAUAAGAGGAAGGGAUUGUCUUUAUAUAUGGAGUGAUGCAGCUGCCUUAGAAUUGUCUAAUGGUAGUAAUGGAUGGUUUCGAUUCAUACUGGAUGGCAAGCUUGCCACAAUGUAUUCCAGUGGCAGUCCUGAAGGAGGAUCAGACAGUUCAGAGAGCCGAAGUGAGUUUUUGGAGAAGCUGCAAAGGGCUCGUAGUCAAGUAAAACCUUCUACUGCAAGUCAGCCGAUUUUGUCCACACUAGGACCUACAAAACUUACUGUGGGGAACUGGUCACUUACAUGUUUAAAGGAGGGCGAAAUUGCUAUUCAUAACUCAGAUGGUCAACAGGCAACUAUUCUGAGAGAAGAUCUUCCUGGUUUUGUGUUCGAGUCCAACCGAGGAACUAAGCACUCCUUUACUGCUGAAACAUCUUUAGGAACAGAAUUUGUGACGGGUUGGACUGGGAAAAGAGGAAGAAAGUUGAAAUCCAAGCUUGAAAAAACAAAGCAGAAGGUUCGUACAAUGGCUAGAGAUUUGUAUGAUGAUCAUUUCAAAGCUGUUGAAAGUAUGCCUCGUGGAGUGGUGGUGACGUUAAGAAACAUAGCAACUCAGUUGGAGUCAGGCUGGGAACUUCAUACCAAUAGACAUUGCAUUGAAGGAGAGAACACUUGGAGAGAUUUAAUGAAGACUGCUUUGGAAAACCUAAUUGUGCUUCUGAAGGAUGAAAACACCAUUUCGCCAUACGAGAUGUGCAGCAGUGGAUUGGUACAGGCCCUUCUUACUGUUCUUAAUAAUAAUGUAGACUUGGAUUUGAAACAUGACUGCAGUCAGCUGCUGGAGAGAAUAAAUGUUUUCAAAAUGGCUUUCAGUGAAAAUGAAGAUAAUGAAAGUCGUCCAGCAGUUGCCCUUGUUCGAAAGUUAAUAGCAGUACUGGAAUCCAUUGAGAGAUUACCUCUUUAUUUGUAUGACACCCCAGGAUCCACAUAUAACUUGCAGAUACUCACAAGAAGACUUAGGUUCCGAUUGGAGCGUUCUGCUGGAGAAACAGGUUUGAUAGAUCGAACUGGGAGAAUGUUGAAGAUGGAGCCUUUGGCUACUGUAGAAUCUUUGGAGCAGUACCUCCUUAAAAUGGUAGCAAAGCAGUGGUACGAUUUUGAGAGAUCAUCUUUUGUUUUUGUGAAGAAACUCCGUGAAGGUCAAAGUUUUACUUUUAGACAUCAGCAUGAUUUUGAUGAAAAUGGAAUUAUUUAUUGGAUUGGAACAAAUGCAAAAACUGCAUAUGAAUGGGUAAAUCCUGCAGCUUAUGGCCUGGUAGUGGUUACAUCUUCAGAAGGGAGGAACUUGCCUUAUGGACGAUUGGAAGAUAUUUUGAGCCGGGAUAGUUCGGCUCUUAAUUGUCACACCAAUGAUGAUAAAAAUGCUUGGUUUGCUAUUGAUCUUGGCUUGUGGAUAAUCCCAUCUGCAUAUACUUUGAGGCAUGCUCGUGGCUAUGGACGAUCUGCUCUACGAAACUGGGUGUUUCAAGUCUCCAAGGAUGGGCAGAACUGGACAACUUUAUACACUCAUGCUGAUGACAGUAGCCUUAAUGAACCAGGGUCUACAGCUACCUGGCCGCUGGAUCCUCCAAAGGAUGAGAAGCAGGGUUGGCGUCAUAUAAGAAUUAAGCAAAUGGGAAAGAAUGCAAGUGGACAGACCCAUUACCUUUCCCUUUCAGGCUUUGAACUUUAUGGCACUGUGAAUGGAGUCUGUGAAGACCAACUUGGAAAAGCAGCUAAAGAAGCGGAGGCAAACUUACGAAGGCAGAGACGUCUUGUUCGGUCACAGGUGCUGAAGUAUAUAGUGCCUGGUGCUCGUGUAAUCCGAGGCAUUGACUGGAAAUGGAGAGACCAAGAUGGGAAUCCACCCGGAGAAGGAACUGUUACUGGAGAGCUACACAAUGGGUGGAUUGAUGUCACCUGGGAUGCUGGUGGCUCUAAUUCUUAUCGUAUGGGUGCAGAAGGAAAAUUUGACCUCAAGCUUGCCCCAGGGUACGACCCUGAUUCAGCACCGUCACCCAAACCUGUCUCAUCCAGUGUUUCAGGUACAACGCAGGUAUGGAGCAGCUUGGUGAAGAACAACUGUCCAGACAAGACGACUGGUACUGGUUCUUCAAGCAGGAAAGGAAGCAGCAGCUCAGUGUGCAGUGUUGCAAGCAGCAGUGACAUCAGCUUGAGUUCAUCUAAAUUGGAGCGAAGGUCUGAAAGUGUUGUGGAGCAAAGCAUAACUUCAGUUGCUGAAAGCCAUGAGCCUGUUGUUGUUUUGUCUGCUGUUGAUACAAUACCCCAAGGUGAAGUUGGCUCAGCUUCCAGUGCUAGUAGUAGCACUUUGACAGCAGAGAUAGGAAAUGAUGGUGCAGACCGAAAGGUGGGUCCUGAAGGCUCUGUACGUACCACUGGUGAAUCUGGAGCUAUAUCUAUGGGAAUUGUUAGUGUGAGUUCUCCUGAUGUUAGCUCAGUUUCUGAACUGUCCAACAAAGAAGCAACUGCUCAGCGUCCCCUUGGAUCCUCUACAAGUAAUAGGCUUUCUGUGAGCUCUUUGCUGGCUGCUGGUGCCCCAAUGAGCUCAAGUGCAAGUGUACCAAAUCUUUCUUCACGAGAAACCUCUAGCCUGGAAUCCUUUGUGCGAAGAGUUGCAAAUAUUGCACGUACUAAUGCUACUAACAACAUGAACCUGAGCCGCAGCAGCAGUGACAACAACACAAACACCUUGGGAAGAAAUGUUAUGACCACAGCAAAAUUUGCUGUAUACUUGAAGAAAAAUUCUCUGAAGUCUGCUUGUGGUAUAAAAACUUCUCCUUUGAUGGGUGCCCAAAGCUUUCCUAACCUAACCACUACUGGCACCACUUCAACAGUAACCAUGUCUACAUCCAGUGUCACCAGCAGCAGUAACGUAGCUACAGCAACCACAGGUUUAUCUGUGGGACAGUCACUCAGUAACACACUGACAACCAGCUUGACAUCAACAUCUAGUGAGAGUGACACCGGGCAGGAGGCAGAAUAUUCCUUGUAUGAUUUCCUGGAUAGUUGUCGUGCUAGUACAUUAUUAGCUGAACUAGAUGAUGAAGAAGAUCUUCCUGAGCCAGAUGAAGAAGAUGAUGAAAAUGAAGAUGACAAUCAAGAAGACCAGGAGUAUGAAGAAGUUAUGGAAGAAGAAGAAUAUGAAACCAAAGGAGGACGGCGCAGAACAUGGGAUGAUGACUAUGUUUUGAAACGUCAGUUUUCUGCUUUAGUUCCUGCAUUUGAUCCGAGGCCUGGUCGUACGAAUGUACAACAAACAACAGAUCUCGAAAUUCCUGCUCCAGGUACUCCUCAUUCAGAAUUACUAGAGGAAGUUGAAUGCGCUCCCACACCUCAUUUGGCACUAACCUUGAAGGUAGCUGGUCUUGGAACUACUCGUGAAGUGGAACUGCCUCUUUCAAACUACAGAUGUACUAUCUUCUUCUAUGUUCAGAAGUUGUUGCAGCUUUCCUGCAAUGGGAAUAUCAAAAGUGAUAAACUGAGAAGAAUUUGGGAACCAACCUACACCAUUGUGUACAGGGAAAUGAAGGAUUCUGAUAAAGAAAAAGAAAGCACCAAAGUGGGUUGCUGGUCUGUAGAGCAUGUCGAACAGUACCUUGGCACUGAUGAAUUACCAAAGAAUGACUUGAUAACCUACCUGCAGAAGAAUGCAGACUCCGCUUUCCUGCGCCACUGGAAAUUAACCGGCACUAAUAAAAGUAUUAGGAAAAACCGAAAUUGUUCUCAGCUCAUAGCUGCUUACAAGGAUUUCUGUGAGCAUGGGUUGAAAUCGUCUGGAUUAAGCCAUGGAUCCAGUUCUGUACUUCACAACUCUGAAAUUCUUAGCUCAACCAGUGAACAGCCUCAGGCAAAAGCUGGUAGUGGCCAGUGUGCUUGUGGGGUGGAAGAUGUGUUACAGCUGCUUCGUAUUCUUUAUAUAAUUGCAAGUGACCCGUAUUCCACAAGGACAGCACAAGAAGAAGAAGAAGAGAAACUGCAAUUCAAUGUUGCACCUGAAGAGUUUACAAGUAAAAAAAUAACAACCAAAAUCCUUCAGCAGAUUGAGGAACCGCUGGCUUUGGCAAGUGGGGCUUUGCCAGAUUGGUGUGAGCAGUUAACUAGCAAGUGUCCUUUCCUAAUACCAUUUGAAACCAGGCAACUUUUUUUCACAUGUACAGCAUUUGGAGCAUCAAGGGCAAUAGUUUGGCUGCAGAAUCGACGUGAAGCAACUGUUGAGCGCACUCGUGUGACUAGCACUGCAAGGAGGGAUGAUCCUGGAGACUUCAGGGUUGGCCGUCUUAAGCAUGAGAGAGUUAAAGUUCCCCGUGGUGAAUCACUCAUGGAGUGGGCAGAGAAUGUUAUGCAAAUUCAUGCAGACAGAAAAUCUGUUUUAGAGGUUGAGUUCUUAGGUGAAGAAGGAACUGGCCUGGGCCCUACACUAGAAUUUUAUGCACUUGUAGCUGCAGAAUUCCAGAGGAAACAGUUAGGAAUGUGGCUUUGUGAUGAUGACUUUCCUGAUGAUGAGUCACGGCAGGUUGAUCUGGGAGGAGGACUUAAGCCACCUGGAUAUUAUGUACAGAGGUCCUGUGGUCUUUUUACAGCACCAUACCCACAAGAUAGUGAUGAACUGGAGAGAGUAACUAAACUGUUUCAUUUCCUAGGAAUUUUCUUAGCUAAAUGCAUUCAGGACAACAGGCUAGUAGACAUACCACUUUCUAAACCUUUUUUCAAGCUUAUGUGUUUGGGAGAUAUAAAAAGCAAUAUGAGCAAACUGUUUUACGAGUCACGCAGUGACAGAGAUUUGCACUAUACAGAAACACAGUCUGAAGCUUCUACAGAAGAAGGACAUGAUUCAUUUUCAGUUGGAAGUUUUGAUGAAGAUUCUAAAUCAGAAUUUAUCAUUGACCCACCUAAACCAAAGCCCCCUGCAUGGUUCCAUGGCAUUUUAACAUGGGAAGAUUUUGAACUUGUAAACCCUCAUAGGGCUAGAUUCCUGAAAGAAAUCAAAGAACUUGCUAUUAAGAGGCGUCAGAUUUUGAGCAACAAGUCUCUUACAGAAGAUGAGAAGAAUAUCAGACUACAGGAACUUAUGCUAAGGAAUCCAUCGGGUUCUGGACCCCCAGUUAGCAUUGAAGAUUUAGGUUUUAACUUCCAGUUCUGCCCAUCAUCAAAAGUCUACGGCUUCACAGCACUAGAUCUGAAACCAAAUGGAGAGGAUGAGAUGGUUACAAUUGACAAUGCUGACGAAUACGUGGAGGCAAUGUUUGACUGUUGCAUGCACACAGCUAUUAAAAAACAGAUGGAAUCUUUUAGAGAUGGAUUUAAUCAAGUCUUCCCUAUGGAGAAACUGAGUUCAUUUAGCCAUGAAGAAGUUCAGAUGAUUCUUUGUGGAAACCAAUCACCAACAUGGACUGCAGAUGAUAUCAUCAAUUAUACAGAGCCCAAAUUGGGCUAUACACGUGACAGUCCAGGUUUCCUGAGAUUUGUCAGGGUCUUGUGCGGGAUGUCUUCAGAUGAAAGGAAAGCUUUUCUGCAGUUCACCACAGGCUGUUCAACUCUUCCACCAGGCGGUCUUGCUAAUCUCCAUCCUCGUCUUACUAUUGUCCGCAAGGUUGAUGCUACAGAUGCAAGUUAUCCAUCAGUAAACACAUGUGUGCAUUACCUGAAAUUGCCCGAAUACUCUUCUGAAGAGAUUAUGAGAGAACGCCUGUUAGCUGCUACCAUGGAAAAAGGUUUUCAUCUUAACUGAGAUGUUGACUUCACACAGCAACAGCAGAAACGGUUUGAUAAUCUAGUAAAGCCUCUUGUGUUUGUUCGUGAAAAACCUACUCUUCACAAGCUGUUCUCAGAGGCCUGCCUUUUACCCCUGCGGUGGUAGAAAAAAUUUUCAUGACAUAAUGUUAUCAGCUGCAUAGCGGGGGGAAAACACCUGUAACCACACAGCCAGCAAAUAAAUGGGACAAGAACACUGUGUAAUGCUUUAAGGGCUUUCAGACUGGAAUGAAAAGGCUGAUCAGAUUUGACUGUUCCACAGGGCAGUUCUGUCUUUUUUUUUUCUUUCUUUCUUUCUUCAGUAUUUGUUUUAUCGAACUGUGCAUUUGUGUGUAGUUUGAAGUCAAUUGGUACACUACAGAUUGCCAUCAUUACUGAUUCCCAGUACUUCUACCUUUUUCCUCACUGGUCAGAUGCCAACUACUGCUUCAAAUUAGUAAGAGUAUGGGCAGCUAAAAUAUAAUUUUAGUGACUUUGCAAAGUUUGUGCUCUGAUCCCCUUUUCUUUGUAUGCAGUCAUUAAUUUUGCAGUUGUUUUCUCUUACAGUGGAAUCAUGUUUGUUUUUAAUGCCCUGCUGUGUAAAGAUCAAAACCUCAAGUGUGUUUGUGCAAUUUACAGUAAAGCUUUAGGGAAAAAAACACUGGUUAUAGGUGCAAGGCACACUUUAAAAAGCAAGUUGAGCUUUUUCUUGUAUUUCUUUGUAUUAUAUAAACAUUUAUUUAACUUGUUGCAAUUCGAAGUAAACAAAAUUAUUUUCAAA
Protopterus annectens (West African lungfish) is the source of this 7415-nucleotide messenger RNA. It is a transcript of the gene HECTD1, whose product is annotated as HECT domain E3 ubiquitin protein ligase 1. Gene Ontology annotation, biological process: protein K63-linked ubiquitination; proteasome-mediated ubiquitin-dependent protein catabolic process; anatomical structure development. Bases 24 to 6632 code for a protein of 2202 amino acids. Lineage: Eukaryota; Metazoa; Chordata; Ceratodontiformes; Protopteridae. The record is from RefSeq and is a predicted model, not a curated record. The transcript has 37 exons. Gene Ontology annotation, cellular component: nuclear speck. Gene Ontology annotation, molecular function: ubiquitin protein ligase activity; protein binding; metal ion binding.